AUGAAUUCUCCAGCUCCGUUGACUGAGGCGGAGCAGCUCGACCUCCUCGUUGCCGGUGAGCGUCUCGACGACACGGAGGCGCAGGAUACAACCCGCUUCCUCGGGACCAAUAGGCGUCACAUGUACGCGGACGGUCUGCUGAGCUGCGCUGUCUACACCUUCAGCGGGCUGCAGCACAUCCAAGGACAAAGCAAUGCCCUGACGCUGCUCACCAUGUGGACGGUUGGGACGACUUUCCUGGUCGACGUGGCAGAGCGGAAGCACCUGCAUGAAUCCCUGCAGAGCACGCUUCGCAUUGCAACGGCAACAAGCAAAGCUGAGGCGCUGGUAUUGCACGAUCAGCCGCAAGACGAUACUACGACAACAUCGACUCUAGGAAAAGCAGCAGUGGCACCGGCGCUGUCCACCGCCUCCGGUACGGUGUCAUCAGUGAUGAUGAAGGCUGCCCCACAAGACAAGGAGAAGCUCGCAGAACAGCAGCGCAAGGUGUUCCUAACGCAGGCGGUCGCGUCGUGGGUGUGGAUGCUGGCCUCUUUCCAGCAGUUUAAGGUGCACAAACGGCUCAAGUGGUGCGGGUACAGCAGCUGGGUGGGACUCGGCUGCACGGGGUACUACACAACUCGGCAUCUCUAUAACCUGCUCGUGAAGUAG
Leishmania braziliensis MHOM/BR/75/M2904 is the source of this 651-nucleotide messenger RNA. RefSeq lists its product as hypothetical. The coding region runs from base 1 to 651 and encodes 216 amino acids. The record is from RefSeq and is a predicted model, not a curated record. NCBI's taxonomy places the organism in Eukaryota, Euglenozoa, Kinetoplastea, Trypanosomatida, Trypanosomatidae. The transcript has a single exon.